GUGUUUUCGCUUGGUUCAUAUAUGAAUUUUCUCGGCGAGAGAUCUCGGUCCGACAAUUUAGAGACAGAAAAUUCAUUCACCAGUAGCGAGUCGUGCAUUCUGAGGAACGGCUUUCCGGUCGGAAGAAAAAUCAACAUCAGCAAGCAGAUUAGGAAAUUUUCCACUUAUACAUUGGAGAGCAGAAUGCCAAACAUAAAAAUCUUCUGUGGAACCUCCCAUGGGGAAUUGGCUCACAAGAUCUGCGACAGAUUGGGCAUUGAAUUAGGCAAAGUUACAUCAAAAAAAUUCAGCAAUCAAGAAACAUGUGUUGAAAUUGGGGAAUCGGUUAGAGGGGAAGAUGUGUUCAUCGUGCAAAGUGGUUGUGGGGAAAUCAACGACAUGAUCAUGGAACUACUCAUCAUGAUCAAUGCCUGCAAGAUUGCGUCUGCUUCACGAGUCACUGCAGUCAUCCCAUGCUUUCCUUAUGCUAGGCAGGAUAAGAAGGAUAAGAGUCGUGCACCAAUUUCAGCAAAGCUGAUAGCUAACAUGUUGUCGACAGCCGGUGCAGACCACAUCAUCACGAUGGAUUUGCAUGCCUCGCAAAUACAGGGUUUCUUUGACAUACCCGUGGACAACUUGUACGCUGAACCGGCAGUCCUGAAGUGGAUUAGGGAAAAUAUUCCCGAGUGGAGAAACAGCAUCAUCGUGUCCCCGGAUGCUGGUGGAGCUAAAAGAGUCACCUCAAUUGCUGACAAGUUGAAUGUUGACUUUGCACUCAUCCACAAAGAACGAAAGAAGGCUAAUGAGGUUGCAUCCAUGGUUCUCGUUGGAGAUGCCAAGAAUAAGGUUGCCAUAUUAGUUGAUGACAUGGCAGACACCUGUGGUACCAUUUGCAAGGCAGCCGAAAAAUUAUUUGAAGCUGGUGCCUUGAAAGUGUAUGCCAUCUGUACGCACGGAAUUUUAUCAGGUCAAGCUCUGACUCACAUUAACAACUCUCAUUUUGAGUGUGUGGUUGUCACCAACACCAUACCGCAAGAAACAAAUCAGAACAAUUGCAGCAAAUUGCAGGUGAUAGACAUUUCAAUGAUCUUAGCCGAGGCCAUUAGGCGCACCCACAACGGUGAAUCAAUCUCAUACCUGUUUGGACAUGUACCUCUCUAGUUUCUCGUCAAACGAUUAUUAUUAUCAUCGUAAUAUUAUUAUUAUCAUCAUAAUAUUAUUAUUAUCGUAAUGUUAUUAUUAAUAAUUGUUAUCUUUGAUUUCAGUACUAAUGUUACUAAAAUUGCUAUAGGCUAUGUCUUAUCUUUUAUGUCAACUCAUUUUAUUAUGUCCUUAUAUUUUAUAUUGAUAUAAUUAUAAUAAUAAAAAUUAUUAUUAUUAAAUUAUUAUUAUUAUUACCACUUUAAAUAUUUUCAGUAUUAUUAUUACUAUUACUAAUGUUACUAAUGACUAUUAAAGUUAUUUUUGGUUAUAUUUCUAUAUUUUUUUAUUGCUGUUGAUACGUUGUAUAACUUUGCUGUGUUUGCUU
This is a messenger RNA of Helobdella robusta, 1507 nucleotides long. RefSeq lists its product as hypothetical. NCBI's taxonomy places the organism in Eukaryota, Metazoa, Annelida, Clitellata, Rhynchobdellida, Glossiphoniidae. Bases 184 to 1140 code for a protein of 318 amino acids. The transcript has 9 exons. Gene Ontology annotation, biological process: 5-phosphoribose 1-diphosphate biosynthetic process; purine nucleotide biosynthetic process; ribonucleoside monophosphate biosynthetic process. Gene Ontology annotation, cellular component: cytoplasm; ribose phosphate diphosphokinase complex. The record is from RefSeq and is a predicted model, not a curated record. Gene Ontology annotation, molecular function: ribose phosphate diphosphokinase activity; magnesium ion binding; ATP binding.